This is a messenger RNA of Brettanomyces bruxellensis, 5061 nucleotides long. RefSeq lists its product as uncharacterized. Gene Ontology annotation, cellular component: nucleus. NCBI's taxonomy places the organism in Eukaryota, Fungi, Ascomycota, Pichiomycetes, Pichiales, Pichiaceae. Gene Ontology annotation, biological process: telomere maintenance. The transcript has a single exon. The coding region runs from base 1 to 5061 and encodes 1686 amino acids. The record is from RefSeq and is a predicted model, not a curated record.
AUGAGCGUUGAUAAGAAAAAUGAUCGCAAACAAUCUUCGAUCCAGGCCGAUCCAGCACUAUCAGGCAAGAAAACCAAAGCGGUGAGAGAACGGAAAAUUGCAGAUAUGAGAAAAAGAUCAAGGCUCCGUCGACUUCAUUCAUAUGAGGAGGCGAAGGCUAAAAAUGCCAGAAGUAGGAUCCACAGUAUAUACUCACAUUUUCAGCGUUCAGAACCAUCAAAGCCAGAAGAUGGUGCUGAAAAGAAGCAGCUGAAAAACUUACCGAAAACAGCUAGAGAUCAACAACCAGCAGAACACCCCGCGAGAGAGCCGAAAAACAUACAGACGAUCGACUUGACAGGAAGCGACGAUCGCGAGGAUUUCGCGUCAGGUGCCCCUGCGAAUGGAAUUUCUUCCACGCAUCGCGUUUUCCGCACAGAGCCAGCCCCCUCAAAUUCUGCAAUAAACCGGGACCUUAGUGAAGGGAAGAAUUUACGAGAUUCGGUAUUAAGAAGCAACUCAAAGGGUGUUAGCGAAGUUCAAGUAGCUCGGCAUACAAACAGUGCGCCGGCGGAAUUUGGUAAUCCACAUUCAGAUUCGACAUUUACGCGACUAGAUCGGACCAAUAGCCAAAGUACAUCGCCUCAUUUUCCAGAUCUGGCAUCUUCGUUAUUUGUUCAAUCAUCUUCAUCAUCCUCUACAUCGACAAGCACAUCUGACACGUCAUCAGAUUUUGGGGAGUUGUCGAUUAUAUCUGUAUCCAACGUUUCAGUAACAGGGGGAGGAGCUAGCGGAGUUUUGUUCCAGUCGACUAACCGGCAAGAUCACACCAAGACAGCGGUUAGUGGUUCAAGGGAGCAAGAAAAGAAGCAGGAGGAGCGAAUUAAGGGUUUGCGAGAGGAUCCACAUCAAGGUUUAGAAGAGGAUCGACAUCAAGAUUUAGAAGAGUUAGAUCAACAUCAAGGUUUAGAAGAGGAUCCACAUCAAGGUUUACAAGAGUUAGAUCCACAUCAAGGUUUACAAGAGUUAGAUCAACAUCAAGGUUUGCAAAAGUCAGAUCAGCUACAACACAACACAGCCAACAUGUCGUCAAUCGAUGCCACUGUAAGGCAGAUUCCAACGCAGAAUGACGUGAUUGUGUCUGCAAGCUCUUCGAGCUCGUCAAACGCAUCAAAUUCGUCCAAUAUGAGGGACUUUGCAGCCAGCCAAGGGUCGCAGAACAUGAUCCUGGUGUCCUCCACGCAGCGGAGUGAGCCAUCGUCCGGUUCUCGGUCCUCGAGUAUCGGAAAAGAAGACUCUCCAGGUACGCGGCGGAAAAAAGCGAAAAAGAGAACUGCUGCCCGGGCAGGGAAGCGGAAGCAGAAACAGACACCAUCUGCCGAUAAAAGGGCACCGAAGCGUGCCCGGAGGAUGAGGACACGCAGUGCAUCUCCCGCAUCGCCGCCCAUAUCGGAGAAACGGCUCAAAAUGCCCCGGACCCUCUCGAUUCACCGCCACAGGGCUCUCUCGGAGAUUCACGUGUCUCGUAUAUUGCAGAGGCACCGCGGUGUGGACGAUGCAGACGAGUCGGGGCCCCAGGGUGGACCGGGGCUGCAGGAAAAAGCAGCAUCGGGGAGAAAAAACGCACUUGAGGGUGGAAAAGACGAGGCAACGGCAAAUUCCCAGGAACAGCACCUCACAUCCUCACCGAUGGCCCCUCCGUCGACCCCGGCCACACCACAGUCCGCCAGCCCGAAGAGGGUUGCCUUCUCGAGUGAUUUGGAGAGCUCUCCAACGCCAUCUUCGCCGAUUAAGGGGGCACCAGAACCGCGUUCGAUUCUCAAGCAUGCGAAAGAUUCGGGCCCGAGUGCAAACUUGUCGAUGGAAAUAGUGCACCGGGACCUCAGCAAGAACGAGUCGUGGCCCGACGGGUAUGUGAUCCACAACCUGCUGGGUUCGGCAACACUCCGCAGCAAGGUGAUUGCCGAGUGUGUGCUCGGGUUGUCGAAUCCGGGGUUCACGAAGAAAUACGAAGUGUUUGCAACGAUCAACGAGAUCAUCAAGUCAAACUCUAGGGACUCAGCCAAGUCGUUGUUUGGCGCGCAACAGGUGCACAUUCUGGCAAGAUCGAUCGACUGCGACUUGGAAAGCACUGCCAAGGAGCUCAAGAACGGCAGCAAUGCGUUCCGGAUAAGAACGUCGAUCCAGGGCUUGAAAGUGCUGACGUUCCUUAUGGUGCACUACCAGGUGAAGGGUGCGUCGACCAUGUUGAAGAGGAUAGCGUGCAUGCUCGCGAGUGCGAACUUGUCCAAGGGCCUAGCAGCUGCGAUCUUGCUGCUAUUGAAGGACCAACAGAAUCCGGUGGUCUCAAGUGCAGUGGAGACCAUCACGGGCUCGAUUCUGCAGAUGAAGUACUUCAUGAGCGCGACCAUCAUCACGGAGAAGCUCAUGACGAUCAAAAAACUCAUCAACAUGCACCCGGCGGUGAUGUCGAAGCUCAGCUACCAGUGGCUGAGUCACGUGCUCUGCUGCAUCCUCAACACCGAGGUGCCGUCGUACGAGCGGAUCGUCAACGCGUGCAUUUACGUGAUCUACGAGUUCUCCAAGAACACCGAGUCCAAGGACUCCGUGUUACAGCUCAUGAAUGAGACUUUGAACAGCAACGCGUCGAGCAUCAGGGCCAGCACGAUGUCCUCGCUGGAUGCAAACACCAAGGUGGUCGACGCGUUGACACUCACGCUCGUCUACAUGAUAAACAGAGGGCUGUGUGCGCAGGCGUUGGACAUAUGGACGUACACAACGUUCAUGAUGGGGUACCGGCUCACAAACCAAGUCGAUCUCAACAGCUGGCCCGGGUUGGGCCACUGGCUCAAAGUGUUCGACGAGGCGUUUCAGUCGAAGUCGGACGACAUCAAGGUUGCCGCAUUGGGCAGCUGGAGAGCCGUGUUGUUCAACUAUCAGAACUCCAGGUCGUUCAGCUCCGCGUCCUUGACCAAGGACGAGUUUGACCUCAAGAGAUGCAUCUUCCUCUAUCCGUUCAACUGCGUUCCCGAGCCUUGCAGCCAGAAAGUGCUGCACGCGUACGUUGUGCUCUACUACCGGCUCAUCCGGUUUCUCCGCACCCUCACCAUCAUGCCGGGCCGCAAGAAGGCCGUUCCGCAGGAUUGGGUGCUCGAGUCCAUCUUCUCCCCCUUCUACGUUGUAUUUCUCAAAAGACCCGACUUCAUCCCGACCGGAAUCAAGAUGCUGGUCAACGUUCUCCGAUUCAGGGAGAGACCAACGCUGAAGUCGUUGGAUAAUGCUGAGGCAUGCUUCAGGAAGACCUCCAUCGACGACUGGACCCUCUCUUGCCUGCCAAAGCACCUGCUUCUCUCGCAUUACAACGGCUACUACGACUUGAUCAACUUCCUGCUUUUCAACGACCGCAUCCCGAUCAAAUCCAAGAUGCUCGUCUUCGACACCUUGACCGCCACACUCGAGGACUGCACCAAGAACGCAAUUGUUCCCUUCGAUGCCGCCCAGGGCUUCCUGAAGCUUCUUGAAAACUACCUCCACCAAUACGGACAGAGCACCACCAAGGGCGAUGCCAAGAAACCCGAGGUUUCUUACUUGUGCAGCCUCGUUCUGAGGGCCAAGUCCGUGUUCGGGCUCCGAAUCUUGACCGGCAAGUCCGUCAGCAUGAAUCUCGUCACACUAAUGGGUGCCUUCAUAUACAAAUGGCACGGGACCGCCGGAAUUGCCGACUUCGUCCGCUGCAUGCACGGCGUCCUGCACAAAAAAGUCGCCUUCAUGUUUUUGGGCCUUCUGCUUCUCCACGAGCCCCUCAUCAACACAACUUUGAUCGAUGCUCUAUCCAGCCACUCCGUUUCGCUUUCCAUCAUGCUGUCCGAGUUCGACAUAUGGAAGGAUGUCAUAGUCGGCCUGGACCUCAACGGGAAGCAUAUCAACGUCGUCAUCGACAAAAUCAUCGAGUACGAGAAGCUCUCCAGUUCUGCCGCCCACUACAACAAUCUUUCCUGCUUCAUUGCCAAUUUCUCGGCCGUUGCUGACACCGGCCUGCCGAGGGAUGCAACAAAGCUUCUUCUUUCGGAAUAUGCCACGCGAUGCUCGCGGUCAACAGAGGAAGCCUUCUCGCCGAUCAGAAAGACACUCUCUGCAUUUGUCCAAACGGCUUCCGCAGAUGAGAUCGGAAGCUUGGCGGCAGCACUGCCCGAGAAUAGAUGUCCGCUCUACUGGUAUACAGAGGUGAUCUCCAGAUGUGCCAGCUUCCCGGAUAAUGCCUCACUGCAGGUUGAGCCCGUCCGAAUCUGGCUCCAGGACAGCUUCGGGUACUUGGAGGACAAGCAUGGGGAUAAGCUUGCAAGUGUUGUGGACAGUGUGCAGGGAACUUUGCUAAAGGACAGCUUUGCGAGAUUUUUCGAUGCCAAGAGGAAGAAAGACGAUGCCGUCAGCAUUGUCGAAGUUAUCCCAAUAGAGGACGAACCUGGGAUCGGCAAUGCCAAGCAUGGUGCAAAAACGGCCGAACCUGGCUCGCAGAAAGGACAGGUAGAGCUGCCGAAAGGGAGGGUCGACGUGAACGCGUCGAUCGACGCGACUGCCGACGAGACGACCGAUGUCUCCUCUGAUGCUUCCGCAGGGAUCGAGGUGAGGUCCUCGGUGACCGAGAGCAAGAACGAGGAACCCCCGAAGGAUGCCAAGACAGAUAAAGCCAAGGUGCAGCAGGUGGAUCCGUCCAAAAUGCAGAAUUACUACACUUACUCUCAGCAAACUAACACGAACUGCAGUAUUCCAAAUGCGGCAGGCCAGCCCAACCAGUACGCAUAUCAAGGCCCAUCAUAUGCACCUCCAGGCUACUACGGUAUCCCGGACGCAGCGGCGGACUUAAAUGCAGCUUCCGCAUUGAAUGCAGCCUUGCAUGCACCUUCGGCCGCAUUAGGCAAUGCUGCCCCACCAAACGCGGUGGCCGAGCUGCAGGAUGCCAUGCAGAGAAUCAGAGGCAACCCAAACCAGUUGCUUGCAGUUUCGGCUGACCAGAGAGAGUCGUUGGAGGAUCAACUUUUGGAUAUUGUGAUCCGAAUCAGGGCCCUCAGAAGACACGCUUGA